Molecule: messenger RNA, 2860 nt
Organism: Camellia sinensis
Lineage: Eukaryota; Viridiplantae; Streptophyta; Magnoliopsida; Ericales; Theaceae
Product: Tetratricopeptide repeat (TPR)-like superfamily protein
Biological process (GO): RNA modification
Cellular component (GO): intracellular membrane-bounded organelle
Molecular function (GO): zinc ion binding; protein binding; RNA binding
Source: RefSeq, a predicted model, not a curated record
UCAAUAUAUAUCUAUACUAUUAUAUAUGUGAGCACAUGACUUGGUGUCUAAUAGUGUGGUAGCUUCUCCUUCUGCCACGUGGCAAAUUUUUCUAUCCUAAAAUAAAAAAAUGUUAUUCAAAGGCAUGAGUAAGAUUUGAACCCAAGACCUUGGGUUUCAUUAAGAACACUCUUACCAUUUAGACAAUAUACAUAUUAUUGCAUUAAUUUCUUUAUUAUUUGUUUUUAUGCUUAUUUAUCUGAAUUGCACAUGCAUCGCAUGUGCCACACCACUAGUAUAUAUAUAUAUAUUUGUGUCUUUUGGUAUAAACCCAAAAUUUAAGGAUGAUAAUUGCAGAGUAUUCCAAAUUGAAAAGUUGGAGACAACGAAGUCUUUGUUCAUUGUGUGUAUAAACUGUACGAUAACAUUAGAAACGUAGAAGAAGAGAAGAGAAGAUGCAAAUAAUUCCCAGCAAUUGCCAGAGAAAUGUUGGGUUUGGCAAAGCUUGGAAUUUACUUACAGCUUUUCAAACUUGCGUACUGAAGCCAGCCCAACCAAACUACAUCUACUCUCCUUUUGACUACACAAGCCUUGAAGACGCUUCACCAGACUACACUUCACUGAUUCGAAAAUGUAUAGAGACAAAAUCCAAAACAGACUUAACAAUGAUUCAAACCCAUAUGCUGAAAUCUGGGUUUCCUCACUUCAGUUUAGGCAAUAAGCUCAUUGAUGGGUUUCUCAAGUGCGGUAGCAUCAAUGACGCGCGUAAAUUGUUUGAUGAAUUGCCGCACAAAUACACAGUCACUUGGAAUUCGAUGAUUGCCUCUUGCAGUAGGCAUAAAAGAAGUGAAGAGGCUAUGAGGCUUUUUGAGAGGAUGGUUUUGGAGGGUGUUCUUCCAGACGAAUUUACUUUUUCUAGUGUUUUUAAGGCAUUUUCUGAUCUGGGUCUUGUUGGUGAAGGCCGGAGAGCUCAUGGGCUGUCUGUGGUCUUGGGUUUGGAGGUGUCAAAUGUGUUUGUUGGUAGCGCACUUGUUGAUAUGUAUGCCAAGUUUGGGAAUAUGAGGGAUGCCCAAUUGGUUUUAGAUCGAGUGGUGGACAAAGAUGUUGUUUUGUUUACGGCUUUAAUUGUUGGUUACUCCCAACGCGGUGAAGAUGGUGAAGCAAUGGUGGUUUUUGGAAAUAUGAUUAAAGAGGGCGUUAAGGCUAACGAGUAUACUUUUGCAAGCAUUUUGAUUUCUUGUGGGCAUUUGGAGGAUUCAUUUAUGGGGAAGUUGAUUCAUGGAAUCAUUAUCAAAUGUGGAUUUGAAUCUGCUGUGGCUUCACAAACUUCACUCCUUACUAUGUAUUCUAAAUGCGGCUUAGUUGUUGAUUCUCUCAAAGUUUUUAAGCACUUUGUAAACCCAAACCAAGUCACUUGGACAUCGCUGGUUGUUGGUCUUGUGCAAAAUGGUAGAGACGAGAUUGCUCUGUCAAAGUUCCGUAAAAUGAUCCGUAGUUCAAUAAAUCCAAAUUCUUUUACAUUGUCAAGUGUUCUUCGUGCAUGUUCAAGUCUUGCAAUGCUUGAACAAGGAAAACAAAUCCAUGCCAUGGUUGUGAAAUUUGGGUUGGGCAGAGAUAAAUAUACAGGAGCCGCACUGAUCGACUUAUAUGGGAAAUGUGGGAGUGUAGAUAGGGCCAGAUCAGUUUUUGAUGAUUUGUUUGAAUUAGAUGUGGUGCCUGUGAACUCAAUGAUCUAUAGCUUUGCCCAGAAUGGUUUUGGUCAUGAGGCGCUGUCAUUAUAUAACAGGAUGAAAGAGUUAGACCUUGAACCUAAUGAUGUAACACUCGUUAGUGUUCUCUCAGCUUGCCGCAAUGCAGGGUUGGUUGAGGAAGGCUGUAAAAUCUUUGCAUCCAUUGAGAGUAAUGAUAACAUCAAACUAACAAAAGAUCACUAUGCUUGUAUGGUUGAUUUACUGGGGCAUGCUGGGAGACUUAUAGAGGCGGAAAUUUUAAUAAAGCGGGUCAAAAAUCCAGAUGUGGUUCUGUGGAGGACACUGCUUAGCGCAUGUAGGAUUCAUGGGGAGGUCGAUAUGGCAGAGAGAGUAAUGAAUAGAGUGCUUGAACUUGCACCAGGGGAUGAGGGGGUUCAUGUCCUGUUGUCAAAUCUUUAUGCUUCAACUGGUAAUUGGAACCAGGUGGUUGAGAUGAAAAGCACAAUGAGGGAAAUGAGAUUGAAGAAGAAUCCUGCAAUGAGUUGGGUUGAUGUUGGUAGGGAGGUUCAUACUUUCAUGGCUGGUGAUUGGUCUCACCCAAAUUCUAGAGAGAUAUACAGAAUGGUAGAGGAAUUGAUUGAGAAGGUCAAGGACUUGGGAUAUGUCCCAGACACAAGAUUUGUUUUGCAGGAUUUGGACGAGAAGGAAAAAGAGAGGUCUUUGUAUUGUCAUAGUGAGAAGCUUGCUGUAGCCUUUGCUCUAUUGAGGAGCAGUAACAACACUACUAGUAUUAGAAUUCUCAAGAACCUUAGAGUUUGUGGGGAUUGUCACAAUUGGAUCAAAUUUGUAUCAAGAGUUGUUGGGAGAGAGAUAAUUGCUAGAGAUGCAAAGAGAUUCCAUCACUUUAGCAAUGGGUUGUGUUCCUGUGGAGAUUAUUGGUGAAUAAUUUUGUGACGUCCAUUUCUCUUUCUGGGCUCCUCAACUAUAAGUUAGUCUGGUCAAAUUGUUGUCAUUCUGUACUGCUGAUUGGUCCACCAAUUUUUUGUUUAUUUGUAAUUGAUUGAUCAACACUUGCAUCACGAGUUGCAACCAUAAUUGAUUGAUUAAUUGAUAAACACCUGCAUCACGAGUUGCUGCCCAGUGGCUGAUUCAUGUGUGUGUGCUUCCAUAAUUUGAGACAGGUGAGGCCU